CUAGCUCCACAUUGUUUAUGGUGCAAGCUGUAAAAGUAACUACUCGUACCGUCGUACGUUUCAUUUCUUGCUAAGACCAACUUCAAUGCUAUUUCUAAAAUUUGGGGACCUUCAUCUCCAAAUUUGGGAUGAUCCCCAUUUUUUCUCCAAUGCUAUCAUCUCCAAAUUUGGGGAUGAUCCCCAUUUUCAUCAGUUUUCUUUAGUUAAAAGUAUACUUAUGAUCAUCUUAAUACAAUUUGUUCAUGUUAAUUUUUGUAUAGUUCGUCAUCAUUUUUAAAUACUAAUUUUUCGAUCAAAUUUUUUCAAAUUUUGAGAUCAAUUUUUUAUGGCAAAAAAUGAUUGACCUAAUUUUUCUUUACACAUAACACUUGAAAAUUAUUGAUCUAAUUAAUCACCUAGUUAACCUCCAAUUAACUCCUAAUAUUUUAAAAAAAAGUCAGGUGGCGGGUUGGCGGUUGUUCCACCCAUCAGCACACCCCUCCCCAUUUUUGGCGGAAUCCUUAUUUCCAUCCCCAAUUUUGGGAAUUCUUUUGCAGAUUUUCUCCAAAUAUGGAGGCUCUCUCCAUUUAUGAGGAUACAUUGGAAAUAAUACUACUUCAUCUACGGAGACUUGCCCCUAUUUACAGGGACUCCAUUGGAGUUAGCCUAAGCCUUCCUUAUCUCCCAACAAGGACUGUAAGUAGUGAUGGCAAUUUCAACCCGCCCCGCGGGUAUUAUCCGACCUGACCCGCGAUGGGGCUGGUAUUACCCGACCCGCAGUAGCGUGAGGCGGGGCAUGGGUAUCUACUUUCGACCCGCCCUGCCCCGUUCUCGACUCAUUUAUCUCAAUUUCUUACAAUAUCUAUACAUAUGUCUCCUAUUUUGACUUUUCUUCAACUAGUUAGAGUCGUUCUUUCAACUUGUUAGGCUCAAUUAUCCAUUCUAUUAUCAAUAUUUUUCAUUCUUAAAGUGUUUUUCCCUGCAUUUUAUUGUAAGUAAAAUGUACUUGUAUUUUUUUUGAACAAUAUGUAAGAGUGGGUCGACCCGCCCCGUACCCGUGCGGGUUUUACCCGCCUCGACCCAUAAUAGCGUGGGGCCGGGCAUGGGAAUUGAGGUACCCGCCCCACCCCGCUUCAUUGCCAUCACUAGCUGUAAGUAGUGUAAAGACGAAAUAGAUUCAUUGAGAACAUUGGGCCUAUUGAACCCAACUCGAAAGUCCAAUAAUACUUACACCUUCUUUUUUAAAUACAGUGGGCCAUGAAUCCAGCGAAGUCCUGAGUCCUCUCAUCAAGUCACAUUAAUUGCAAAAGCAGGCAAUAGAGUUUGGGGCCAUAAACGGGAAGCAUAUGUUGGGUUUUCCUUAUCCAGGCCCGAGGCCCUUCUGUUCUGUUUACUUCUGAUACGGGAAUCGUCGGAUUUGCCUUUCCCCGGCUCCUCAUCCUCCUCCUCCGCCACCCGGCAGCCGGCUUUCAAAAAUCCCCGCGAGCAAAUACCUCAGCUUAUUGAUUCUGGAAUAAAAAGGGCCUUUCUUUCCCUCGUGUGUGCUUUAACUCCCUCUUGCGUGACCGUUGCUGCUGUAUGAUUUUUCUGAGCUGAAUACCCUAAGCUGUAGUAGCAAUCUUUGGCAUUCGCUGGCCCCGUUGAUGAAAUCAACUUGAAGCUAAUUGAUUUCUGGGUAAGUUGUCCUACCCUUCUUUGAUUGAUACUGUUUUUGUAUUUCCGAGGAAAUUGAUCCAUUUCUAUUUGAGUUAGGUGAUGGUUCUGCACAAAACCAUUUCUUGAAUUCAUUCAUGUGUUUGCACUUUGCAGGAUGGCCAUGGAAACGUCUUGUCUGUUCCAUUCUCGCCUGCCUGAAACAUUCAGGAGAAGGAAAGCAACCUGUUUUAACUAUUCUAGGACAGAAAGAGCUGAAUUCCAUCGCCACUCUGAUGAAUUUAGGAGCAUGCUAAGAUGUAUCUGAAAAACUGGUUAUUUAGACAGUAUGCCAAUGGUUAGAUCAGCUUGAUUGUGCUCCAAUUUGAUGAUACUCAAGAAAUGUUGGUUCCUAAACUUGAAACCUUGCUGAGCAAGCAGAUCACUGUUCAGCAGGGGAAACAAAUCCAUGGAUGCAUUAUUAUCAACAGACUUUAUUACCUCGAACCUCUGCUGAUUCGCCAAUUAGUCCCCUCAUCUCGCAGCUACUCCACCGGUCUUGCACAUUACGUUCAGGGUAUUCUCCACCAUUUACAGAAUCCGGAUGCCUUCUCGUGGAGCUGCACAAUUAGGUAUCUCUCUCAGGAAGGUCAAUUUAAGGAUGCUUUCUCUCUCUAUGCUGAAAUGUCGAGAGUUGGACUUUGUCCUAGUACGUUUGCUGUAUCUUCUACCUUGAGGGCUUGUGCUCGUAUUGUGGAUAAGAUUGGUGGUAGGGUAGUUCAUGGUCAAGCUUACAAGUAUGGAUUGUGUACUUGUGUCUAUGUCCAAACUUCCCUAGUGGAUUUGUAUUCCAAACUGGGCGAUAUGGGCACUGCACAGAAGGCUUUUGAUGAGAUAGUCGAUAAAAAUGUGGUGUCAUGGAAUUCAAUUUUAUCAGGGUAUUUGAAGUCUGGGAAUUUAGCAGAAGCAAAGAGAAUGUUUAACUCAAUGCCAGCCAAAGAUGUUGUGUCGUGGAAUUCGAUGUUAUCCGGAUAUGCUAGGGUGGGGAAUAUGGACCAAGCCUCCAUUAUGUUUAAACAAAUGCCUGAGAGAAACUUUGCUUCAUGGAAUGCAAUGAUCAGUGGAUUUGUCGAUUGUGGUAGGAUCAAAUCUGCGAGAGGCUACUUUGAUAAAAUGCCUCAAAAGAACAAUAUCUCAUGGAUGGCAAUGAUCUCCGGGUACUCUAAAUGUGGAGAUGUCGAGUCUGCCAAUGUGCUUUUCAGUAAGCUUCCCAAGAAAGAUCUUUUAUCAUUCAAUGCCAUGAUUUCAUGCCUUGUUAAGAACAGCAAACCUAAGGAAGCCCUUCAGUUGUUUGACCAAAUGCUUAAACAUCACGUGGAUAUCCAGCCAGAUAAGUUGACUUUGGUAAGUGUUAUCUCUGCUUGCUCCCAGUUAGGUGACCUGAGAUUCGGAUCAUGGAUUGAAUCAUACAUGAAAAGUAUCAAAGUUGAAAGAGAUGAUCAUUUGUGUACUGCAUUAAUUGAUCUAUAUGGCAAGUGUGGCAACGUUCAGAAAGCAAGUGAACUGUUCAAUAGCCUUGAGAAGAAAGAUGUGGUCGCUUACAGUGCAAUGAUAUUAGGGUUUGGAAUAAACAGCAAGAUUGAUGAAGCCACUAAGUUGUUCAAAUCAUUGAUAGAUGCUCGUAUCCCCCCAAACUUGGCCACAUUCACGGGACUCUUGACUUCUUAUUGUCAUGCUGGUUUGGUUGAAGAAGGCUACAAAUGCUUUGCCAUGAUGAAGGACCACAAACUCACGCCUUCGACCGAUCAUUAUGCAACCAUGGUAGAUCUUUUGGCCAGAGCAGGAAGACUGCAGGAGGCAUAUGAGAUGAUUACAAGCAUGCCAAUGCAGCCUCAUGCCGGUGUGUGGGGAGCUUUGCUUCUUGCUUGCAAGGUGCAUAACAAUGCACAAUUGGGAGAGAUAGCUGCUAAACAUUGCCUUGAGUUGGAGCCUGAGACAACUGCGUAUUACUCUCUUCUCGCUGACAUAUAUGCCUCAGUUGGGAAGUGGGGUGAAGCUAGAAAUCUGAGAAAAGUCAUCAAAGAGAAGAAGUUGAGGAAUUUGCCUGGGAGCAGUUGGAUGGAAUAAACCACAUAAAAUGUGCUACUUUUGUAACUGAUUAUGUGUGCAUUUCGAUUUGAUGGAUAGUACAGAAAAUAUAGGAUGAAGGUUUCCUGGACGACUUGAAAUAGAAUCGAUUCUCUGACAAGGUAUGUUGUCUUCCAGACUUCCACUUCUCAAGGCUAGCUUGAAGAGGGAUCAGAAGACUUGUACUGUGGUGACAUCCAAUGUAUCAAUGUAUCCCCAAGACAAAUGGAUUUGAAUUCCAAAAUUCUGUGUGUUUCCCUCUUCUUAUUUGUGGACUAGAAUGAAUACCGGCGGCUAUGCCUCGAGAUCUAAAUUUGCAGCAGCAUGUUCAUAUUGUCAAGAUCCCAAUAACUCGAGUUCAGUGUAUAGUUGAUGCCAAACUGGGUUCGUUAUAUUAUUGUCAAGUGGUCUGAGUUUUAGAAUAUUGGAAGUUUGGUUGGCGCCCUACAACAAGUAAUUAUUAUGAUUAAAUAGAAGUUCAGUGUAUAGUAGAAACAUAGGUUUCUAUCAUUGAUGAAAAAAAUGCCUAUCUACUUGGGGUUGCUGAAUUUCUUUCCGACUGCAGUCUCUUGUUUCUGUAGGAUAGUAACGCUAACAUGUAUGGGGUUUUGGGAGAAACACAUUUCAAGUGCUACAUUGAAGUAUCAUUAUCCUGGGAGAAGUAUGAGGAUUGUGAUAUAUUGGAGACUGGGACACAUGGUGAAGCUAAUGUUGCAGACAGCUUAGUUCAAGCCUCCAUCUACUUGCUCAAUAGUUUUUGCAUCCCGUCUGUUCGUUCUUGUAAUCUUGUCUACUAAUUAGCCGCUUCAGCUGCCACUUGUUUCAGUCAUGUCAGCUGAACUUUUGUGAUAUAAUGAUGCAGCCAUGCUCAAAGCAUCAAAGAUUCUUAGCAGAGAGAUAUUGUAUAUAUAUAUAUAUAUAUAUUUUUUUUUUGUGGAAAGAGAUAUUGUAUAUCUGUAUAUUCUAUAACAAUAUCUCUCUAUAAUUAUUUAUGCAGAGAGAUAUUUAGUCCUUGGCGGGAUCGGUUCAAUCCGAGGAAAUUAUUCCUUUAUGCUUUCUCGUUCUGAUAUUUGAAUUCUUUAUCAUCUUUAAUCGUUGGGACUUGGGAGUAUGACUUUUCUUGAAGUAAGGUAUGAGCUAGGGGUAAAACUAGGCCAAACCCAGCCCUGGCCGUGUCACUACCCAAAAAACCCCAGCCCUGUAUGCUCAAAUAUUCAGCCUGACCCGGCCUGACCCUAUUCUCAUUUGGCCCUAUUGGGUCGGGCUGGGUUGGGUCGGUCGGGCAAUAGGGUCGGCCCAACUUCUUUUUAUACAAUUUUAGCCCACUUAAUUAUUUAAUAUCAAAUUAAAUUUCAAAAAAUUGCAAGUAUAUACUAGAAAAUUUAAAUGAGUUCAUAACAAAAAAUAAUUUAGAUAAAAAAUAUUUAAAACUAAUUCACAAAAUAAAAUUUUAAUUACAAACAUUCCAACUAAUUCCAGAAAAUUUAAGUUAGUCCAAAUUCCUUUACCAAAAAUCCUAAUUAAUUCGAAAAACUUAAAAUUAAUUUCAGAAACUUAAAAUUACAUCUAAAAAGUCUAAAUCACCUUACGAUAAAUCCAAAUUAAAUAAAAAAUACAAAUUACA
Molecule: messenger RNA, 5362 nt
Organism: Linum trigynum
Lineage: Eukaryota; Viridiplantae; Streptophyta; Magnoliopsida; Malpighiales; Linaceae
Source: the annotation of a GenBank genome assembly